Molecule: messenger RNA, 1563 nt
Organism: Mesorhabditis spiculigera
Lineage: Eukaryota; Metazoa; Nematoda; Chromadorea; Rhabditida; Rhabditidae
Source: the annotation of a GenBank genome assembly
AUGCAGGGGUGGAGAGACGAAAAACUGCUUGUUAGACGUCCCAAGAAAAGAAAUCCGGCAUCUCGAUCUUCAACAGAGGAUAACGCUUUGAAUAGUUUCUUUGUGCCUUACAAGAAAACGCUGCUAAAAGCCUUUUGGCGGUUGAAGAAGGGUUACGGUAGGCAAGAAUGGAGCGAUAUUCUCUCUGGUGAUCGGGCUCACGAACUUGUCAGCAGCAUGGACGACGUGAUGGCUGCAGAGGGUGUGUUUACACCCUUCUGGUCUUGGCAGCUGGAAAUGAGGCUGCCCAAGCCCGAAGAGUCUUCCCUCUAUUCCGAUGAUUUUCUACCUAAACAUACAUCCCGGGGUGAACGCGCGGCUAGGCAGCCGCACAAAUUCCCCUAUCUCUUCGAAAUCAAGAAGACAAAAAAUAGCCAGCUGUUCUUUUUGCUGCGCAGAAUUUCUGAGGCUCAAACGGAACGGAACGAAACGUGCGCAGCUCUUUGUCCGAACAAUACUGAAUGGCUGGUUUGUGACAAACGGCUGGACCGAUGUGUUGCUACGGUAAAUGAGGGAGGUAGCUGCCUGCAUUUGAAGAAAGGAGCCUGCCGGAAUUCGGAGUGCUCACGUGGCAUUUGCAAAGCGAGAGAUAGCUCAAAGGAUAUUCAUAAAAACCUGCAUGCCAAGAAGAUUCAAUAUGAAGAGCCGACAACCACCGUUUCGAUUCCUGAAACAACUGAGGAAAUUUUUGAGGCUUCAGGAGAAGAACCAGCCACUGAAAUUACAUUGAGCGCGGAGCCUGAAGAGAACGCAGAAAGGCGCCGCAAAUUCCGAACUCUGGAUGGUGCACCGGACCCGGAGUUCAAGCCGUUGUUAAUGAAAACGAUCAGAAAAACGGCUGAGAAACCCCAGCUUGUUGCCUUGCCGCCUGUGCCCUCUAUGAAGGAUCUCCCAGAUCCAUAUGUGAAGCCGAAAAACCAGCCAUUUUAUGGAGAAGAGUUGACGAAGAUUCCGGCUGAGCAUGAAGGACCGUUGCUAACCAGUGAAUUACUGCCAAAAGGGACACUUCGAUUCGCUGACUCUGCUCCGUUUCCAACCGUAUAUUUCACCGUGACGGUCAUUGAGGGCGAAUACCGUAAGCGGAAGAGGAGACAGCGAUUCGCUUCCGGAUAUACCGUUUAUACAACCGGAGCUAAUAUGCCUAACGGAUAUACCCAUAAAUUUGAGGGUCAUGUUGUUAAUGGAACUACAGUAUUACGAGUUCUCGACCCCCAAGGAGGUCUUCUCACCGAAUUUAAUGUGACCGUAUUGGACAAACAAGGAAGAACAUGCCAACAAGUCUGUAAAUAUGGAAUCCGAACGUCCUACCGCCAAUGCCUCACCGAUAUCGUCCGCCUUAGUUCGUAUCCCCAGUAUUCUGACCCAAUCACCGUAUAUCCGACUCCAAACGAAGCGUUGCAGUCAGCUUGGCGCGGGCAGGGAUACUUCCGGGAGCGAAAACCUGAUUAUCUAGUCUUUAAAUGUCCUAAUGAACGGAGACAUCGGAAACGUCAUUCUAAAACGGGACGUUUCCAUGUGUCGGUU